Messenger RNA from Lactuca sativa (garden lettuce), 857 nucleotides. Its product is annotated as Chaperone DnaJ-domain superfamily protein. The record is from RefSeq and is a predicted model, not a curated record. Lineage: Eukaryota; Viridiplantae; Streptophyta; Magnoliopsida; Asterales; Asteraceae.
AAAUAUCUCAAGCAUUUACAUCUAAUCCUCUCUCUGUCUCAAGAACUCGAUAUCAGUUUCUCCAUCUUAAAAAGAUAUAUGGUGAUUGAGGGUGUAAGCAAAUUACUGUUACGAUUUCGACAUAAGUAAGAACUGUGGUUCUCCUGGAUUCUCCCUCCCCCAAAUCUUUCCAUCGUUCCUGAGAUUAUUAGUGGAAGAGAAGGAAUCAUGGAUGAGGGAAAAUCCAUGGACGGAUCUUGCUAUUACUCUGUUCUCGGAAUCCGGAAGGAAGCUUCAUCCUCUGAGAUUCGAUCUGCGUAUCGGAAGCUCGCUCUGGAAUGGCAUCCGGACAAGUGGGCAAAAACUCCGUCGCUCGCCGGAGAUGCUAACCGGAAGUUUCAGAAAAUCCAGGAGGCUUAUUCAGUGUUAUCGGAUCAAACAAGAAGGUCGAUUUACGACGCCGGAGCCCUUGAUUUACUCGACGACAUCGAUGACAAAGAAGGCAUGGGAGAUUUUUUGCAUGAUUUGAUGAAGAUGAUGGACCAAAACGCUGGGGCUGAGGUGGAAAGUCUAGAGGAUUUACAAAAGACGUUUGUGGAGAUGUUCGGUGACGAUUUGAGGGAGUUCAUGGAGAACCAAGAUCAAACGGCGAGGAAGAGGCCACGUGUAUCGAUGGAGAAAGCCAACAUGCCAAGAACGAGGGCUUGCCGCUAGGGUCGUAUUGUAUCUUUUUAGGUCUGACGUCAUUUCAGUUAAAUAUUAGUAAAUGUUAAGGGGAUGGUAUGAAGGGUAGUUUGGUAAAUGUCAUGAUUUGGACAUGGAAUCUUUUGAUGUUGUUACCUUUUAGAACAAAAAUCACAUUUCACCUUCCUAAUCAA